This is a messenger RNA of Camellia sinensis, 3406 nucleotides long. RefSeq names its product LRR receptor-like serine/threonine-protein kinase EFR. Gene Ontology annotation, biological process: protein phosphorylation. Gene Ontology annotation, molecular function: protein kinase activity; protein binding; ATP binding. NCBI's taxonomy places the organism in Eukaryota, Viridiplantae, Streptophyta, Magnoliopsida, Ericales, Theaceae. The record is from RefSeq and is a predicted model, not a curated record.
UAAAAGAAUUCAUAGAAUAAUCUUGCAGUCAAUAUGUUUAAGUUGUUGAGGGAACUUCAAUCAUUUGUCUCCACUCUUGCUAUCAUUGUGUGUGUGUGCAUGUCUUUGUUGAAUAAAGCUUCCCAAAAAACAACCUUGGUCGCCGCCACCAUCAACACCACUACCAUCACUACCACCACACUUGGUGGAAAUGAUACUGAUUACUUAGCCUUGCUUUCCAUUAAAGCUCAAAUAACUAAUGAUCCAAUGCUAGUCACAAGCUCAUGGAAUGAUUCUCUCCAUUUCUGCCUGUGGGAAGGUGUUUUAUGUGGGCGUCGCCAUCAAAGGGUCACUGGCUUGAGUUUAGAGUCACGCAAUUUAGAAGGUUCUCUAUCUCCUUCCAUUGGAAACCUUAGUUUUCUCAAAAUUGUUGAUCUCUCAAACAACAACUUUCAAGGUGAAAUUCCUCAUGAAAUGGGCAGGGUAUUCAGGCUUCAAGUUCUAAACUUGACCCAUAACUUGUUGGAAGGACAAAUUCCAGCAAACCUCUCAAGCUGCAACAACUUGAGGACGCUUAGUUUAGGCAACAACAAGUUCAUAGGAAAUCUUCCUAUUGAGCUUGGUUCAUUGAACAAAUUGGAGCAACUUUAUAUGAACUCCAACAAUUUGAGUGGAGCAAUCCCACCUUCUUUUGGGAACCUUUCCUCUCUCAAACUUUUCUCCGUAUUAGACAACAUGUUGGAGGGAAGUAUUCCAGACUCACUAGGCAGCCUGAAAAGCUUGACAUAUCUUUCAUUCUCCUCAAAUAAAAUAUCAGGUAUGAUUCCUUCAUCUAUCUAUAAUAUCUCAUCAUUGACUACUUUGGGGGCAGCAGGAAAUCUACUUGAAGGAAGUCUUCCUCAAAAUUUAGGCCUCACUUUGCCCAAUAUUAAACGGCUUAUUAUUUGGGAAAACCAACUCAGUGGAUCAAUUCCGCUUUCACUGUCAAAUGCUUCAAAACUAGAAUUCCUUGACUUAUCGAAUAACAAAUUUUCUCCUGGAGUGGCUGUUAAUUUUGGAAAUUUAAAGAAUUUCUUGUGGCUAGGUUUAUUUGAGGAUGGUUUGGGAACUGGGGAUGCUAAUGACCUUAAUUUCAUCUCGACUUUGGUCAACUGUAGCAAAUUGAGGCUGUUGAGUUUAGACUCCAAUAAUUUUGGAGGUGUUUUGCCCAAUUCUUUAGUGAACCUCUCAACCCAACUUCAGAGUUUAUCAAUUGCAGGAAACCAGAUAUCUGGAAACAUUCCAGUAGACUUUGGAAAUCUUGUGAGCUUAAAUGCUGUAGAUAUGAGCUAUAAUCGAUUGACUGGAACUAUUCCAACCUCUAUCGGUAAACUUCAUAAGAUUCAAGAACUGGGUUUUGGUAAAAACAAAUUGUCUGGGGAAAUACCUUCCUCCAUUGGAAACUGGACAUUGUUGAACCAACUUUGGUUAGAAGAAAAUGAUUUUCAGGGAAACAUACCAUCAAGUCUUGGAAAUUGCCGAGGUUUGAUACUACUAAAUCUUUAUGGUAACAAUUUGUCUGGUAGCAUACCUCAAGAAGUAGUUGGUCUCUCAUCUUUAUCAAAAGCUCUAGACUUGUCUCGAAACUCUCUAACCGGUCAUAUUCCUUUGGAAAUCGGUAGCUUGAAAACUCUUGUUGAACUAAAUCUUUCUUAUAACAAGUUAUCUGGUAAAAUUCCUAGCAGCCUUGGUAGUUGUGAGACUUUAGAAUACCUUUUUUUGGACAACAAUUCAUUAGAAGGAGCCAUUCCACAAUCUUUGAGUUCUCUAAAGGGCAUUGAAGAAUUAGGUCUCUCACACAAUAACCUCUCGGGUGAAAUUCCAAUAUUUUUUGAAAGCUUUCCCUUUUUAAAGAAUUUGAACCUAUCUUUCAAUGAUCUCGAGGGAGAGGUACCAAUAGGGGGAGUGUUCCAAAAUGCAACUGCAAUUUCAGUUUUGGGAAAUAAAAAGCUCUGUGGGGGUAUACCUAAACUACAAUUGCCGGCAUGUGCUUCAAAAAAAGCAACAAAGUUAAUUAUUCUUAUAGUUUGUGGGGUUUUGGGUACUAUUUUGGCAUCAUCUAUUUUAAUCCUCUGUUGUCUUAGAAGGGUGAGAAAACAAUCUUUUGUGCCAUCUUCUUUGCUGGAUUCAUCUAGGAAUAUCUCAUACGGAAAGCUAUUCAAAGCAACAAAUGGGUUCUCUUCAGACAACUUGAUUGGUACAGGAAGCUUUGGUUCAGUAUACAAAGGAAUUCUUCAUCCAAAUGAAAAGACUAUUGCAGUGAAGGUACUUGACCAACAAAAUAGAGCUUCAAGAAGUUUUACGGCAGAAUGCAAAGCUUUGAGAAACAUCAGGCAUCGAAACCUUGUGAAAAUUAUAAGUGCUUGUGCAAGUAUUGAUUUCCAAGGUAACGAUUUUAGAGCCCUAAUUUAUGAAUUCAUGGAAAAUGGGAGUCUUGAAAGUUGGUUGCAUCCAGUUUCACAAAUAGAUGUUACUGCUGCCCAUGAGCAACCAAAAAGCUUAAACCUUCUUCAGCGAUUAGGCAUAGCAAUUGAUGUGGCUUCUGCUUUGGAUUAUCUUCACAACCAUUGCCACAUUCCAGUCAUACAUUGUGAUAUAAAGCCAGACAACAUUCUCCUCGACAGUGACAUGACUGCCCAUGUCGGUGAUUUUGGUUUAGCAAGGCUCUUACAACAUCACAACAAUGAAGUUUCUAAUUGCCAAACUAGCUCUGUUGGUAUAAAAGGAACCAUUGGAUAUGCAGCGCCAGAAUAUGGUAUGGGAAGUGUGGUGUCCACUAGUGGUGAUGUAUAUAGCUAUGGAAUCCUCUUGUUAGAAUUGUUCACAGGAAAAAGGCCUACCGAUGGCAUAUUUAAAGAUGGCCUAAACCUUCACAAAUUAGCUAAGAUAGCUCUGCCCGAAAGAGUGAUGGAGAAUGUUGAUCUGAAACUUGUAUCAACUAUAGAAAAGGAGGAAACAACUAGCAUAAAUUCCAGGACACAAAUGGGAAGGGGAAAAUCCCAUGAGUGCUUAACUUUGAUGCUCAAGAUUGGAGUUGCGUGCUCUGAGGAAUCCCCACGAGAACGAAUAACCAUUGUUGAUGCGAUUAAGGGACUGCAUUUAGCUAAAGACAUGCUACUUGGGAGAAGGAUUUCAAGCAAUGUGCAAACUGCUUCAAGGGGUAAUUAAGGUACUCUGUUUUGGUGUUGGCCUUUAGUUUAAAUUUUGGUUUUGAGUUAUGUUACAUGCUUAUAAAUAAAAUGCUGAAAAUUACACAAGAAGAGAGAAGAGAUGGGGACCAAAUGUUGGGCAUCCCCUCUUCUUUCUCUUAUGUGAAAUUUCGUAUGUUUUAAUAUAUUAUUUUGGUUUUGCUUUUGAUUACUAUCACCAUCUAGAACAAUUUUGAGUC